This is a messenger RNA of Sinocyclocheilus grahami, 853 nucleotides long. Its product is annotated as isoaspartyl peptidase/L-asparaginase-like. Lineage: Eukaryota; Metazoa; Chordata; Actinopteri; Cypriniformes; Cyprinidae. Gene Ontology annotation, molecular function: N4-(beta-N-acetylglucosaminyl)-L-asparaginase activity. Gene Ontology annotation, biological process: protein deglycosylation. Bases 87 to 665 code for a protein of 192 amino acids. Gene Ontology annotation, cellular component: cytoplasm. The record is from RefSeq and is a predicted model, not a curated record. The transcript has 4 exons.
UUCGGGUUUACACUUGAAUUCUUACAAAAGAGGGAAAUUAACGCUUCCCGUACAUAAAUACGUGUGUUUAAAUGUACUGAUGUCAAAUGGCAGCUGUGGGGACAUGGUCUUUCUCUCGUCCUGCAGUGGAGAGAAUGAGAUGUAUGCUGCUAGCUGGACAAAAUGCUACAGAUGUUGUAGAAACAGCAAUGGCAGAGGUUGAAGAUGAUGUCGACACGGGACGGCACAUUGUUGGCAGAGGAGGAUAUCCAAAUUUCAAGGGAGUGGUUGAAUGUGAUGCUGCAAUUAUGGAAGGUGUGCCAGGGAGAUUUGGGGCAGUGGCUGCACUUCGAGGAAUUGCACAACCAUGUCGUGUAGCUCGCAAAGUAAUGGAGAAGAGUCCUCACAGCUUGCUUGUUGGAGAUGGAGCAGAAGCAUUUGCUCAGGAAUUGGGUUUUACAUCUGAACCCAAUGCCAAUAUGCUUUCUGACCAUUCAGCUACUGCUUACCGGGUAUUCAUUCACACACACACACACACACACACACACACACACGGUGUAUUAUACUUGCGUCAGGGAGAGGUCGGAGCUGCAUCUUCAGUGGAAUUUCCAUACACAUUCUGGAGCCAAGGGUUGAGUUCGGUGGAAGAGCUAGUCAUUAACCAAAAGAAAUCCAUAAAUGUUUAAUUUCUACUCAUUAAGUAUGCGGUUGGUCAUAAAACGUCAUUACUUUUAACAUUUGUGUUAACCUUUGAAUACUUUGUAUGAAAAGCACUUUGUUUAUUAUUCUCAUAAUCAAUAAAAAUGUAUCUGGUGGGUCACGGUCUUCUUUUUGACACGUAUUGAUCAGUGACUCGCACUCACAUUAGCCAAUG